Molecule: messenger RNA, 7409 nt
Organism: Serinus canaria (Common canary)
Lineage: Eukaryota; Metazoa; Chordata; Aves; Passeriformes; Fringillidae
Gene: GTPBP1
Product: GTP binding protein 1
Exons: 14
Coding region: 3238-5238 (666 amino acids)
Biological process (GO): translational elongation
Molecular function (GO): GTPase activity; GTP binding; translation elongation factor activity
Source: RefSeq, a predicted model, not a curated record
CCCACUGUCGCCAUGGGAACAUGCAAAUUUAGCCGCUGCGCCGCCGGUGAUUGGCGGGAGCCUCCUUGGCGGGCCCGGGGGCGGUGCCGGGGCGGAGAGCCGGGCAGGGAAAGGAAGAUGGCGGCGGCGGAGCGGAGCAGAUCCCCGGUUCCCGGGGGGUCCCCGGUGCCGGCCUGUAUGUUCGCCCCGGAACCCGGCUCCCCGGGCGGCCGGCCUCGCGUGGCGGCGGCCGCCUGUCCCCUCCGCGCAGCCUUCGACGGCGAGGACGGCGAGGCUCUCAACGGCGAGCCCGAGAUCGACCUCACCAGUAAGGAGAGCGAGAGGCGGGGGCCCGCCUGCUUCUGCCGGGACGGGAGGCUCCCCUGAACGCCCCGCCGGCCCCAGCAUCACCUGGGCGGGCGGCAGAGCCAGAGGUGCCGUGUGGAGGCGGCCGGGAGAGGCGCAGUAAAGUUGUCCCGUACCCCGGCAGGGACAGGAGGGUGCUAGCAGGCUGCUCCGCCCUGCGCCUUCCCCGCCUCGGCUGCUCGGGGGGAACGCCAGCCCGCAGCCGGUGUAGCAGUCUCAGGAAGCGCAGGGUUUGGAGCUGUCAGCUGCUGCAACGUCCCGCUGACGUUUGCUCUCCGCGCUGGGUCUCUGUAGUUAUCUCUGCUGCCAGUUGUACUAGUUCCUGGGACUUUCUCUCCAAUCUUAAAAAGAGGUCAGAGCUUGUAACUUUUGAGCACAAGAGCCCAGUGACAAGGGUCCUUUGAUCUUGCAGACAGGGUUAAGUCAACGCAGAAAAGACUUGUUCACCUUGUGCAGCUCCUUUCUAGGAUCCCAGUGACAAAACUGUGUGGUGGUCUUAUUUCUGUCAGAACCAUUCUCGCUUCCAUCCUGCAGGAAGGUACAUUGUAGUAAUAUGUGUGUGCCAGAGCCUGCCACAGACUUAGUUGCCUUCUGUCACCGUCUUCUAUUUUUUUCCCCAGUUGGCUGAUCUCUUUAACUGUAUGCCUUUUGCUGCCACGGAUUUGGUGUGCUGUGGUGCUAUCUCCCGCUCUAAAGUCUCCUGAAAACUUCAUUUGAUCCACUUGUAAUUAUAUGAUCCAGAAUUCAGCAUAGCUAUUGUUUCCUCCUAGUUUUCUGUCAUCCUUCCUCUUAAUGUUUCCAGCUUAAGUUGUUCCAGAGUCCUGGACUUCCUUGCCCUCUAUGCACAGAGAAGGAAAGAGGAAUUGUGUCUGUGGAAACCUUGUUCUUUUUAAUGGCUAUUUUACAAUAUGGUACUGUAUUAAAGCAAGUGUUACAAAGAUGUCUUGUAAGUUAGUAAAGAACAGAAAUCAAACCUGUAGUAUCUAUUGAUCGUGCCUUAAUGAGCUGGAAAAGAUUUUUAUACAGGAUGCCAGUAUUGAUCUGUGCUUUGUCUUGGACGUGACUGCUGUGGAAGAAGGCCAAGGAAGGUGCCAAGGACUGCAUCACUGAUUCUUGACAGCCAGGAACCUGACCAAAAUUCCGGCAAAGAGAGAAGAGUGCUUUUCUCCCACAAACUCCCAUUUGUGGUGUCAGUCUGUCUUCCAUUCCUAGAAAUCUGGAGGUGCUGUGGAGGUGGUAGGAAACCUGAGGUUGCUAGACCCACAUGGCUCCUACUGAUAACUGCUCAGUGCCUGACAAAGUGGAAAGAACAAAAGUGAACAUUUUUGACUUUGUGAAAGCCUCUUAAAAACAUGCAUUCGUGGUGCAGGCAUGGAAGGGUUGCUCAAAGGUGAAAAGCAAAAAAAAGGCAGAGGAGCCAAAAUGGAGGGCUUCUCUUCAACUGAGGAGAUGGCAGGGGACAGGCUCUCUCCAUCCAGGAAGCUAAAGAGAGUUUUAAAACAGCGUGUCACAUCUUGCAGUGACCCAAGAAACCACGCAACUGGCUGGGGCUGCAACUGCAGAAAUAGCUAUCAGAAAUGCUGAGUGGCAUUGGAAGGUGUGAUCCAUGAAAGCUGCUGUUUUAUCUCCAGAUACUUCUCUUGGUGUCCUACUGUGUCAUACGAGCUGUGAACUUCAUGGGCUGCAGAGUAAACUUUGGAGGCAGUCUGCUACUGGAGCACCCUUCAGGAGCCCCCUUUACAUGGCAGUGAAAGCAGCAGUGUGGGGUAACAGUGUUGUGGGCUGAUAUCAGUGAGCCUGUGCUGUUUGAGGCCCCCGGCUCUCCUGCCUGGCAAUGUGAGGAAAGGGUACAAUGAGCUGCUGAGUGCCUUGGUACUUGUUACAGCACCCUGCCUGCUCACACUGCUGAAGCACUUGGACUCAGAAGAACAAAGCUGGUGAUGAGACUUGAAGAAACUGAAGUUAGUUUGCCCUGUGCUGGUGGCCCCUGCUAUUUUAUUGAUCUUUGUGUGUGUUACAGCCCGUUUAAUAGGUCUUCCUGAGUCUCUGGCUUGUGCUAGUGCACUGGCCUAAAGAAUGAGCUUUUCUGCUGUGCAUCCAGGUAUUCCUGAAAGUACUUGCAGGGCAAAAUGAGCCCUGCACAUCAAAACACAGCCUUCCAUUCCUACUCAGAUUGAGCCUCUCAACAGUUGCUGAUUUCGCUCUCAAGGCAUUUGCAUCCAGUGGUUUCCCUCAAGAAGAAAAUGAAACUAAAAGGAAAACAGAACUGGAAGAAAAACUAAUAAAAGCAAAACUCAUUCUUUUAUAGCAUGAAAUAGACUGUGACCUUGCAGAGCAGAGUGCUUUGGUACGCUUUGCAGACCACGCCAAGUAGUUGAAAGGCUUAGGUAGGGCAUGUGUCCAAAAGGGGCACGUGAAGGUGAUUGUAUCUCUUGUAGCUGUCUGGCCCAUGCAGACACAUCCCUGCUGUCUGGGACCCUUAACAUCUGUGGAAAAAGUUGUUUUGGCAGCCUUAAACCUUCUAACCAGCACCUGCUGUUUGUGCUUCAGUCUUAAGCAUCAUCAUUAUGGUUUUGGAAAUCUGCUUAAACAUUAUUUGUGAGAGAUUGGGUUCCUUUACAUUCUAGAUUUCCAAAAAAGGCCUUCAUCAAGUGUGUAAUAGUGGUGGUAAAGGUAGUUUCUCCUUGAAAACACAUUGUGUUAACUGUGCCAAGCAAAUCAGGCAGUGUUAGGGCAUGUUCGGCAGACUUGAGGAUUUUAUUGUCAUCUGCUCUAAACCAUAUAUUUUAGGCAAACAUCUAAUUUAGCACAGCUUUCAGUCUCCAUGCAUAAUGAAGGGAAGUGCUUCUUUCUGAGUGUGAUUUUGGGACGUGUGUGUAGGGACAGCUGUGGAUGUCACUGAGUGUUGGCACAGGUGUGUCUGCCUUUAGGGCUCCUGGUGGGUGUCAGCCUUUAGUAACUGUUAAUAAAAGUGCCUUUUUCACAGAAAGGUGUAUCAGUUGCUUCAGCUAUCAGACUACUGUACUGGAAUGCUCGGCCACCAAGAGAUUUGUAAACAUGGAGGCAGCCAGAGAGCAGCUGGUGAUGGUGAGUCCAACUUCAGAACAGUAUGACAGUUUGCUCCAGCAGAUGUCAGAGAGGAUUGAUGAGGGAUGUGGGGAGACCAUCUAUGUCAUUGGACAAGGAUCAGAUGGGACUGAGUACGGGCUGAGCGAGGCAGACAUGGAGGCAUCCUAUGCCACAUUGAAGAGCAUGGCAGAGCAGAUCGAGGCAGACGUGAUCCUCCUAAGGGAGCACCAGGAGGCCGGGGGCAAGGUGCGCGACUACCUGGUUCGGAAACGUGUGGGUGACAACGACUUCCUGGAGGUCAGGGUAGCAGUAGUUGGCAAUGUGGACGCAGGGAAGAGCACCUUGCUGGGGGUCUUGACUCACGGCGAGUUAGACAAUGGCCGGGGCUUUGCUCGGCAAAAGCUCUUCCGCCACAAGCACGAGAUUGAGUCAGGCCGCACCAGCAGCGUGGGCAACGACAUUCUGGGCUUUGACAGCGAGGGCAAUGUGGUGAACAAGCCUGACAGCCACGGUGGCAGCUUGGAGUGGACAAAGAUCUGUGAGAAAUCCACCAAGGUCAUUACUUUCAUUGACCUGGCUGGUCAUGAAAAAUACCUGAAAACCACUGUCUUCGGCAUGACCGGCCACUUGCCUGACUUCUGCAUGCUUAUGGUUGGGAGUAACGCUGGGAUUGUUGGAAUGACCAAGGAGCACUUAGGCCUGGCACUUGCACUUAACGUUCCUGUCUUUGUUGUGGUGACCAAGAUUGACAUGUGCCCUGCCAACAUCCUGCAAGAAACCCUGAAGCUGUUACAGCGACUGCUGAAGUCCCCAGGGUGCAGGAAGAUUCCCGUGCUGGUUCAGAGCAAGGAUGAUGUCAUUGUAACAGCCUCCAACUUCAGCUCAGAGAGGAUGUGCCCAAUUUUCCAGAUUUCAAAUGUUACUGGGGAGAAUCUAGAUUUGCUGAAGAUGUUUCUUAAUCUCUUGUCUCCACGGACCAGUUACAGGGAAGAAGAGCCAGCAGAAUUCCAGAUAGAUGAUACUUACUCUGUCCCGGGUGUAGGAACAGUUGUCUCUGGGACGACCCUGAGAGGCCUGAUCAAGCUAAAUGACACCCUGCUGCUGGGGCCAGAUCCCCUUGGCAACUUCCUUCCUAUUGCUGUCAAGUCCAUCCACCGCAAGAGGAUGCCCGUCAAGGAGGUGCGGGGAGGCCAGACUGCCUCCUUCGCCUUGAAGAAGAUCAAGCGUUCUUCCAUCCGGAAAGGAAUGGUAAUGGUGUCACCCCGCCUGAAUCCACAAGCGUCGUGGGAGUUUGAAGCAGAGAUUCUGGUGCUCCAUCACCCCACCACCAUCAGCCCACGAUACCAGGCCAUGGUGCAUUGUGGCAGCAUCCGUCAGACAGCCACGAUUCUCAGCAUGGACAAGGACUGUCUGCGCACAGGGGACAAAGCCACCGUGCACUUCCGCUUCAUCAAAACCCCGGAGUAUUUACACAUAGACCAGCGGCUGGUCUUCCGGGAAGGCCGCACCAAAGCUGUGGGUACCAUCACUAAGCUACUCCAGACCACCAAUAACUCACCAAUGAACUCCAAGCCACAGCAGAUCAAGAUGCAGUCAACAAAGAAGGGAGCUGUUACGAAACGAGAGGAUGGUGUUCCCGCUGCUGGGAUGGCAGCUGGAGGCUCAGCAGCUGGGGAUGAGGCCCCCUCAACAGCUGCAGCACCACUGACACCUACUGCCCUGCAACCAUUGUCAAAAGUCGGAGGAGGAGGCCGUCGACGUGGGGGUCAGCGCCAUAAAGUGAAAUCUCAGGGAGCCUGUGUGACUCCUGCCAGUGGCUGCUGAAUUUCUUAUUCCUCCUCUCUCUGAAGAAUUCCUCCCCAUCCCUUCAUUUCUUAUCCAAAAGAUCCAGAGCAGCGUAAACCAAAACCCAUCCCAGCUGAUUGGCUGCAGAAGAAUCGUCCCUCCUCCCUGCAGGAAGCGAUGGAGAGGAGCAUAAUUUAUAAGCUAAUGAAGGUGAUAAGACAGAGAACUGAGUAACUGACACCUUCCUCCUCCCCCCGUUGACACAUUUUUGUACAUCAUGGGCUUAGUUUUUAUUCUUAUUAGUUUUUAUUAUAUUUUGUGUGCAUGAAGAUGAGAGGGGAGUCUGGAUAGAGCUGCAAAGAGCCAGUUAGUUGCCUCCCUCCUCCCUCACCCCUUUCUGUCCAUGGGACUUGCUGCUCUCCCCUAUUUGCUGUCUCAGAUCCAGGGCUUAUCAGAUACCAGAAAUUUCAGACUUGCAAAGGUUAAAACAGGUUGUUUAGGAUGGCUCCAUGGAGCAUUGUUUCAUCACCACUGUGGCCUGUGCCAAAUAUGUUUUGGAUUCCCUCCCUCUUAAACUAUUUCUAAGUGGAUUUAAUUUAAUGUUGUAAUGACUGAAGUUUGAAGGAGAGGGUGAGAAAGUUCCUUAGAUGGAGAUCUAAGAGGGAAACAAAUUGGAAAGCAGUUGUUGAUGUAAAGUUCAGGGAUCCUAUGGUCAAUAUCCUCAAAUAAUGUUGAAAGCACUUAAAAUUUUAACUAGGAACAGAGUUAAAUGGGCAGACAUUUACCCACCCAGUUCCCCUUCCCAUUGUGCUGCUUUUCCCAGUGUUUGUUCAGUGCACAUUGGAGCAAAUCUCCCCUGCCUCCCAAGGCUGCAGCAGCUCCACUGACAGUAUUAAGAACAGUGCAGGAGCACUCAGUCCGUCCUUUGAGCCAGAGAAAGCCUUCUCACCUCGACGGACAGAGGUCACAGGUGGUAAGAUACCUUUGGAACAGAGACACCAGGCUAACAUGACCUCCCCUUGAUUUUGUUUACUCCAAGAUUUCCAAAACCUUUUUGGAACUCACUGGCCAAACUUUGCCACGGCAGAAGUGGGAUUUGUCUUCUCCCUUCUUGGCCAAAUAGGGCAGUGACAAAUUGGUACCAAAUUUAUAGAAGUGCUCUCAAGGUUGGAAGUACAUGGUAAUUUUUCUGACUCUCACUGAAUUUUUUUUAAGAUUUUAUUUUUCUUAAUGAGAAAUUCUGGCUUCUCCAAGAAGGCCCUGCAAGGACAGUUUACAAAUUACUGUUAGAAUGGUUUUUUUAACCAUUUAAUGAGUUUGUCAAGUGAUUGAUUCCUGCUUAUUUUUAUCUCUUCUAACCCUACCUCCUCCCUUGGCUCUGGUGAGGACAGGAAUCAUCCUCUGCCAGCUUGUGGUGAGCUCUGGGAGUGUGGUAGCAUUUUGAGGAGGAGGUGGCAUCCUCAGCAAAUCAUGGCUCCCCCCAGCAGGCAUGGUCAGGCUCGGUUUCUCUGAGAGCUUCCUCCUCCAAUGAAGGACUUUUAUUUUAAUCAGAGAGAGACUGCAAAGUUUCUGUCCCUUCUUAGCAAGUUGUUCCUGUUCCUCACUCUGUGUCACCUGUGUGGAGUUCAUUCCAGCUCACCUUGUGACUCUGGGUGGGCUUCCAGGCCAGCUGAGUGGCAGAGUGCAUCUCCCGCUGCCAACACCAGCACUCCAAGAGCAUUAAGCGGCACGGGAGAGGCAAGAAACGUGGUCUGGAGAGCAGGGUCCUUUGCCUUAGAGACUGCAGUGGGUGGAAGGGGAGGUCAGACAGUCCUUUUCCAAGCUAUGUGCCUAAAUACCAGCACUCUCCUGGCAAGGGAGGAACUACAGGCGGCUACAACACUAAUAGCACCCGCAUUGUGAGGGGGUGUGAGGUGUGGCUAAGCACGGCACGAGGGCCUGGCCUGUUUUUCUUCUGGCCCUGUAGCAGCAUCAAACUGCAUCUGAUUUCACUGCCCUCUGCUUCUGAAGGGAGCAGGGAGCUCCAGGCGGUUUUCUCUUUCUCCAUUCCUUGUGCUCCAAAUGAAGGAGACUGCCGAGACUGAAAGAAGGUUCACUUCAAUUUGUGCAAAGGAGGUGGUGUGAUCUCUCUUUUGUGACCAGCAUUUACAGAUCACUCAGGCUGGUGUGAUCUAUAAAAUAAAUUUUAAAAAAGUUUGUUCCAAGUAAAA